This is a messenger RNA of Chelonus insularis, 2704 nucleotides long. RefSeq names its product Glutaminase (gene GLS). NCBI's taxonomy places the organism in Eukaryota, Metazoa, Arthropoda, Insecta, Hymenoptera, Braconidae. Gene Ontology annotation, molecular function: protein binding; glutaminase activity. Gene Ontology annotation, biological process: L-glutamine catabolic process. The transcript is spliced from 9 exons. The record is from RefSeq and is a predicted model, not a curated record. The coding region runs from base 302 to 2233 and encodes 643 amino acids.
AUAUUUCAUGAUGACCUGACUCUCAUAAAUGUAGUAGUAUUCUAGUCGUUGGACCUUUGAGACGUUAAUGCGUCUUGAAUUUUUGGUGUGAGUGAGAGAGAGUGCGUGAGAAAACAGCUCAAAUAAAGCCGAUAUCAAUUAUAUAUUAUAAUUCAAUUAAAAUUCUUUUUAUUUAUUUAAAAUCAAUACAGAACGACGUUGAUUGAAAAAAUCAUCUUUGAAAUUAAAUUUUAAUAUUAACGUAAACAAUUUGAAAGCUAUUUGGUUAUAUUGAGAUUCAAUUGUGACAAAAGUGACAAAUAUGUUAAGAGAAGUGGUGAUUUGUGGUGCAAAAAUGAACCGGUUUACUCAAAUAGGACUCAACAUUUUUCGACGAGUACACACAAGUAAUAGGAAACGAUCAGUAUUGCCAGCAUCGAAGAAACUUGGAUCAGCAAGAUACAUUGACCUUGCACACCCUUUAACUGAUGCCCAUGACUACACUUUACAACAUGAUCGUACGAAAGAUCAAGAUCAUGGAGCUAAUGCUGAGGAUGUCUUAUUCGACAUGUUUAAAAAUGAAGAGACUAACUUGCUAUCAGUAGGAAAAUUUUUAGCUGCUUUGAGGACAACUGGAUUAAGAAAAAAUGAUCCGAGGCUGCAAGAAUUAACUGACAAUUUGAAAGCUGAGCAUUUGAAAUGUGGUGGGAGUGAAGGUGUAUCACAUGAGACUCAGAAGCUUGAUCGAGAGCAAUUUAGACGAAUUGUGACUCCAAAUAUUGUGCUAAUAUCAAGAGCAUUUAGACAUCAGUUUAUCAUUCCUGAUUGGGCUGAUUUUACCAAGCACAUAGAAGAUUUCUAUUGGAAAUGUAAAUCAAAUACUGAAGGAAAAGUAGCAUCUUACAUACCUCAAUUGGCAAGAAUGAAUCCUGAAUACUGGGGUGUUUCUGUUUGUACUAUUGAUGGUCAGAGAUUUAGCAUUGGAGAUACUGCUAUUCCAUUCACUCUUCAGAGCUGUAGUAAACCCUUGACCUAUGCCAUUGCAUUAGAACGAUUGGGUCCUCAAGUGGUUCAUCAAUAUGUUGGUCAAGAGCCGUCUGGAAGGAAUUUCAAUGAACUAGUUUUGGAUCACAAUAAAAAACCUCAUAAUCCAAUGAUAAAUGCUGGUGCAAUUUUAAUAUGCUCCUUGUUGAAGAGUCUAAUAAAACCAGAAAUGACCUUAGCUGAAAAGUUUGACUUCACGAUGAACUGCUUUAAACGUAUGGCUGGAGGAGAAAAUUUAGGAUUUAACAAUGCAGUCUUUCUUUCUGAACGUGAAGCUGCUGAUAGAAAUUACGCCCUUGGAUUUUAUAUGAGAGAGCACAAUUGUUAUCCUGAUAAAACUAAUCUCCGUGAUAUCAUGGAUUUUUAUUUCCAAUGCUGUGCUAUGGAGUCCAAUUGUGAUGCCAUGUCAGUGAUGGCUGCAACUUUGGCUAAUGGUGGUAUAUGUCCCAUUACUGAAGAAAAAGUUCUAAAACCAGAAAGUGUUCGAGAUGUUCUAAGUCUUAUGCAUAGCUGUGGAAUGUAUGAUUACAGUGGACAAUUUGCUUUUAGAGUGGGAAUCCCAGCAAAGUCUGGAGUCUCAGGUAGCCUUCUGGUUGUAAUUCCAAAUGUCAUGGGUAUCUGUACUUGGUCACCUCCUCUGGAUCCUCUUGGAAAUUCAUGUAGAGGUGUUCAAUUUUGUGAAGAACUUGUCAACGAAUUUAACUUCCAUCGAUACGACAACUUGAAACACGCUACAAAUAAGAAAGAUCCUCGAAGACAUAAGUAUGAAACUAAAGGUUUAUCGAUUGUCAAUCUUCUCUUCAGUGCAGCAAAUGGUGAUGUUACUGCAAUGAGGAGACAUCGUCUGAGUGGAAUGGAUAUGACGUUAUCGGACUAUGAUGGACGCACGGCUUUACAUUUGGCAGCCAGUGAAGGUCAUCUAGACUGUGUUGAAUUCCUUAUUGAGCAGUGUGGUGUUCCUCAUGAUCCCAAGGACAGAUGGGGAAAUCGACCUAUUGAUGAAGCUGAAACCUUUGGUCAUACACAAGUCGUAGAGUACCUGAAAAAUUACGCAUUAACGUUAGUGACAGAAGAAAGUAAAGAAGGACGAAAUGAUGAGCCUAAAAAUAAUCAUAAGAAUAAUAGUAAUAACAAUAAUGAUAAGAAAGUCAACGAUAAUGAUUUGAAUGAAACAAAGCCUAAGGAUCCGACUGAAUCACCUCUUCCUUAAAUUAAAAAUAAUAGAAUGAAAUAAAUGACUUAAAUAGGUAAAUAAUAAAAGGAAUUGAGACUGUUGUAAACAGAAAUGAGCCUUAAUAUUGAUGAAUUUAGUCAAUCAAUUAUGUCAAUAAGCGAGAGUUUUGUAAAAGCUGUGAUUUAUUUUUCUUGUCUUUAUAGUUUAUACCAAUUCUCAUUAAUUAUUAUUUUAUUUAUAUAUUUUCUGUAUUCUACAUUGCAAAUUAAUAGUAUUCUCCUAUAUGUCGCUCAUUGUUCGAAGCAAACAUAUCUAUAGUUAAAGUAUUAUCUUAUGAGCUGACUUUUAUGCUAAAAACUUUAGUGCAAAACACUCUAAUAAAUUUCUGUUUGAAUAAUUCCUGAUAAAUGAAAAUUGUUCAAUCAUAAGAUUCAAUUUUACAAUUAUAUUGUAUUGUAUUCAUAAUUUAAUAAUCAUUAUUUAUGAUAGAAAAUAUUAAAAAUAACA